Elephantulus edwardii (Cape elephant shrew) is the source of this 2304-nucleotide messenger RNA. RefSeq names its product zinc finger, DHHC-type containing 17 (gene ZDHHC17). NCBI's taxonomy places the organism in Eukaryota, Metazoa, Chordata, Mammalia, Macroscelidea, Macroscelididae. Gene Ontology annotation, molecular function: palmitoyltransferase activity; protein binding. Gene Ontology annotation, cellular component: Golgi membrane. Gene Ontology annotation, biological process: protein palmitoylation. Bases 46 to 2304 code for a protein of 752 amino acids. The record is from RefSeq and is a predicted model, not a curated record. The transcript is spliced from 18 exons.
UCCGCUUCGCCCGAGCCCCGCGAGGGUGAAACGCUUUCUCCCGGCAUGCAGCGGGAGGAGGGAUUUAACACCAAGAUGGCGGACGGCCCGGAUGAGUACGAUACCGAAGCGGGCUGCGUGCCCCUUCUCCAUCCUGAGGUGAGGAACUGCGCCGAGCGCAUUCCUCGGCCAGCUUUCCCCGACCUUUCUCCCGCAGACUUGUGGAGGGCGCUGGCCUGCGUGUGUGGGACGGGGGGACGUGUUGAAGUUGGGGAAGGCGGGGAGCUUUUUGUGGGGGAGCCUAGGGCGAUGAGACAGUUUGUUGGGCAAAGCGAUGUCCUUCCAGGCUUGUUCCGCAACGCAGCGCCUUGGAGCACCUUGUGUCAGAUGCGCUCGUUGGAAAGCCCGUCCUUAAAGCCAUUGAAAAGAGAGGUCAGAACUUUUGGAAAUUCUAGCUCCACUUCCCAAAAGUACCGUCUUAAAAAGAAGGACGCAGAAGACGGAUUAGAUAGAGUCCGUAGGCAAGGUAAAUGGGUGAGUGCUGAUGGCCAGCUCAAAGGUUGGUGUGUGGAACCCACCCAGAGGCACCGCAGCAGACGAGCUCUCCAGUCCUCUUUUGAAAGAUACGGAAUAUACGAACGCUGCCGAGAAUUAGUGGAAGCUGGUUAUGAUGUUCGGCAACCUGACAAAGAAAAUGUUACCCUCCUCCACUGGGCUGCCAUCAAUAACAGAAUAGACUUAGUCAAAUACUAUAUUUCGAAAGGUGCUAUAGUGGAUCAACUUGGAGGAGACCUAAACUCAACUCCACUGCACUGGGCAACAAGACAAGGCCAUCUUUCCAUGGUUGUGCAACUAAUGAAAUAUGGUGCAGAUCCUUCAUUAAUUGAUGGAGAAGGAUGUAGCUGCAUUCAUCUGGCUGCUCAGUUUGGACAUACCUCAAUUGUUGCUUAUCUCAUAGCAAAAGGGCAGGAUGUAGAUAUGAUGGAUCAGAAUGGAAUGACUCCUUUAAUGUGGGCAGCGUAUAGAACACAUAGUGUGGAUCCAACUAGAUUGCUUUUAACAUUCAAUGUUUCAGUUAACCUUGGUGACAAGUAUCACAAAAACACUGCUCUGCAUUGGGCAGUGCUAGCAGGAAACACUACAGUCAUUAGUCUUCUUCUGGAAGCUGGAGCUAAUGUGGAUGCUCAGAAUAUCAAGGGUGAAUCAGCACUUGAUUUGGCAAAGCAAAGAAAAAAUGUGUGGAUGAUCAACCAUUUACAAGAAGCAAGGCAAGCAAAAGGAUAUGACAAUCCAUCUUUCCUUAGAAAGCUAAAAGCUGAUAAGGAAUUUCGGCAAAAGGUUAUGCUAGGAACUCCUUUCCUAGUUAUUUGGCUGGUUGGUUUUAUAGCAGACCUAAAUAUUGAUUCUUGGCUCAUUAAAGGCCUAAUGUAUGGUGGCGUUUGGGCUACAGUACAAUUUCUUUCAAAAUCCUUUUUUGAUCAUUCAAUGCAUAGUGCAUUGCCUCUUGGAAUAUAUUUGGCAACCAAAUUCUGGAUGUAUGUGACGUGGUUCUUCUGGUUUUGGAAUGAUCUCAACUUUUUAUUUAUCCAUCUUCCAUUUCUUGCAAAUAGUGUUGCACUUUUCUACAAUUUUGGAAAGUCUUGGAAAUCAGAUCCAGGAAUUAUUAAAGCUACAGAAGAACAAAAGAAAAAGACAAUAGUUGAACUUGCAGAGACAGGAAGUCUGGACCUCAGUAUAUUCUGCAGUACCUGCUUGAUACGGAAACCAGUGCGGUCCAAGCAUUGUGGUGUGUGCAACCGCUGCAUAGCCAAAUUCGAUCAUCAUUGCCCGUGGGUGGGUAAUUGUGUAGGUGCAGGCAACCAUAGAUACUUUAUGGGCUACCUUUUCUUCUUGCUUUUUAUGAUCUGCUGGAUGAUUUAUGGUUGUAUUUCUUACUGGGGACUCCACUGUGAGACAACAUACACCAAGGAUGGAUUUUGGACAUAUAUCACUCAGAUUGCCACAUGUUCACCAUGGAUGUUUUGGAUGUUUCUGAACAGUAUUUUUCAUUUCAUGUGGGUGGCUGUACUACUCAUGUGUCAGUUGUACCAGAUAUCAUGCUUGGGUAUUACUACAAAUGAAAGAAUGAAUGCCAGAAGAUACAAGCACUUUAAAGUCACAACAACGUCUAUUGAAAGCCCAUUCAACCAUGGAUGUGUAAGAAAUAUAAUAGACUUCUUUGAAUUUCGAUGCUGUGGCCUCUUUCGUCCUGUUAUUGUGGACUGGACCAGGCAGUAUACAAUAGAAUAUGACCAAAUAUCAGGAUCCGGGUACCAGCUUGUGUAG